AUGGAGGGGUGGCAGCUCUUGUUAGCGCUGUGGACCGUCCCACCCAUCUGGGCUGGGGACAAGCUGCUCAAUGUCUGCAUGAAGGCCAAGCACCACAAGCAAGAGCCCGGCCCGGAAGACCAGCUCUACGAGGAGUGCGUGCCCUGGAAGGACAAUGCCUGCUGCACGGCCAACACGAGCUGGGCGGCCCACCUGGAUGUGGCCCUGCUCUACAACUUCAGCCUGGCUCACUGCGGCUUGAUGAUGCCGGCCUGCCAGAGGCACUUCAUCCAGGCCGUCUGCUUCCGCGAGUGCUCCCCAAACCUGGGGCCUUGGAUCCAGCAGGUGGCCCCCGGUGGGCCGGGAGAGCGCAUUUCGGACGCACCCCUCUGCCGGGAGGACUGCGAGCAGUGGUGGGCAGACUGCCAGACAUCCUACACUUGCAAGUCCAACUGGCAUGGCGGCUGGGACUGGAGUCGAGGGAAGAGCCGCUGUCCUGCAAGGGCCGCCUGCCAUCCUUUCCCGCAUUACUUCCCCACGCCAGCCGACCUGUGUGAGAAGGUUUGGAGCAACUCCUUCAAGGCGAGCCCUGAGCAUAGGAACAGUGGGCAGUGUCUGCAGAAGUGGUUCGAGCCGUCGCAGGGCAACCCCAAUGUGCCGGUGGUCCGCCUCUUUGCCAGCCCCGCCGCACCCUGGGCCCUCCCCUAUACUCUGGCGGCCUUCUCUCUGCUCCUGUUGCUUCUUUCCCGAGAUCUCCCAGCCACGCUCCUGCGCUGCCCCGGCUGUGGGCCAGGCCGAGCCCCGCAGCCUCCUUCCUGGGGCCCUUCCUGA
This is a messenger RNA of Molossus molossus (Pallas's mastiff bat), 810 nucleotides long. RefSeq names its product IZUMO1 receptor, JUNO (gene IZUMO1R). The transcript has 4 exons. Lineage: Eukaryota; Metazoa; Chordata; Mammalia; Chiroptera; Molossidae. Gene Ontology annotation, molecular function: signaling receptor activity. Gene Ontology annotation, biological process: fusion of sperm to egg plasma membrane involved in single fertilization; cell adhesion; sperm-egg recognition. The coding region runs from base 1 to 810 and encodes 269 amino acids. Gene Ontology annotation, cellular component: external side of plasma membrane. The record is from RefSeq and is a predicted model, not a curated record.